This is a messenger RNA of Pestalotiopsis fici W106-1, 462 nucleotides long. RefSeq lists its product as uncharacterized. The record is from RefSeq and is a predicted model, not a curated record. The transcript has 4 exons. Bases 1 to 462 code for a protein of 153 amino acids. Lineage: Eukaryota; Fungi; Ascomycota; Sordariomycetes; Amphisphaeriales; Sporocadaceae.
AUGUCUGCCCCUGCUGCUAUUCCCACCUCCACUUCGGUCGUUGAGAGCGCCGUCAUCAACGCCCCUCUCAGCCAUGUCUGGCACCACAUCAAGUUGCAGAACUUCAGCAACUUCUGGUCCGCCCUGAAGGCAAGCGAGUUCGUCAAGUCUCAGGAGGAGACCGACGUCGUCAAGUGGACCUUCAACGACGGUACUGAGCUCGAGGUCAAGCAGGAGGAGCACAGCACCAUCAACCACUUCAUCACCUACAGCGUCAUUACCGCCAAGCCUGAGCUCACUUACACCAGCGUUGUCAGCACUAUCCGCCUCUACCCCGUCACCUCUGGUUCUCACGAGGGCAGCACCUUUGUUGAGUGGACUGGCAACUUCUCCAGCGACGCCGAUGCCGGCGUGAUCCAGGAUGCCAAGUUCAAGCGCCGCGAUGCCCUCGCUGAUCUGGCCAAGGCUGCUGCCAAGCUGUAA